AUGACAGCUGCCUUCGCUUCCCCCGUUGAGAAGCGAGCUAGAGGACCGUGGAUGGCAAUCAAUUCCGACUUUCCAGACCCUAGUUUCGUACAGAGCGCGGACGGGGCGUGGUAUGCCUUUGGCACAAAUGGCAAUGGCAAGCGCGUCCAGGUGGCUAGGUCGGCGGAUUUCAGCUCAUGGACUCUUCUCGACAAAGAGGCAUUGCCAGCUCUUGCAGGGUGGGAGACUGAAAUAGAUCAUUGGGCUCCGGACGUCAUCAGGAGGAACGAUGGCCGGUAUGUCAUGUACUAUUCAGGCGAGGCCAAACAGAUGGUGAGGCAUCAUUGCGUGGGCGUCGCCGUCUCUGAAGGGACAGAUCCCACGGGACCAUAUGUGCCGAACGAGACGCCACUAUCAUGCCGACUGGACCAGGGAGGCUCGAUCGAUCCGGCGGGAUUUCUUGAUAAGGAUGGUAGCCGCUACGUUGUCUUCAAAGUAGACGGCAAUAGCAUCGGCCAUGGUGGAGACUGCAAUAACGGCAUUGCUCCUCUGGUACCCACACCGAUUCUUCUGCAGAAAGUGGGAGAUGAUGGCUUCACGCCCAUCGGAAACGCCAUUCAGAUUCUUGACCGUGACGAUAGCGAUGGACCUCUGGUCGAAGCUCCCAACCUUAUCCUGCACGGUGACACGUACUUUCUUUUCUACUCUACCCACUGCUUCACGGACACUAAAUACGACGUGCGAUGGGCGACCUCAAAGUCAAUCACAGGCCCGUAUGUCAAGACUGGUCAGAAGUUAUUCCAAACCGGCGACUACGGACUAACUUCACCUGGUGGAGGCACCGUUUGUGGAUGUGGUGACAAGAUGCUCUUCCACGGGUUCUGUGAGUCCAACAAGCGAUGUACAUAUGCUGCGAACAUUGCCAUUUACGGCGAUCAGGUUACACUUCUUUAA
Aspergillus thermomutatus is the source of this 933-nucleotide messenger RNA. Its product is annotated as glycoside hydrolase family 43 protein. The coding region runs from base 1 to 933 and encodes 310 amino acids. Gene Ontology annotation, molecular function: hydrolase activity, hydrolyzing O-glycosyl compounds. The transcript has 2 exons. Gene Ontology annotation, biological process: carbohydrate metabolic process. Lineage: Eukaryota; Fungi; Ascomycota; Eurotiomycetes; Eurotiales; Aspergillaceae. The record is from RefSeq and is a predicted model, not a curated record.